AUGUUUCACUGGCAUAGACGGCGUAGAGGCCCUUCAGCAGCAGCAGCAGCAACAGCAGCAGCAGCAGCAGCAGGAGCUGGUGCUGCAGCGGAGGAAGCAAAUACGGGAAAGACAGCAGCAGCAGCAGCAACAGCAGCAACAGCAGCAGCAGCAGCAGCAGCAGAAGGGCCGUGGGAGGGGGCCCCCUACCGUGUUGGUGUUGGGCGUGAGUUGAGUCAUGAGGAAAUGUUUCAUUGGCAUAGACGACGUAGAGGCCCUUCAGCAGCAGCAGCAGCAGCAGCAGCAGCAGGAGCUGGUGCUGGUGCUGCAGCAGAGGAAGCAAACGCGGGAAAGGCAGCAGCAGCAGCAACAGCAGCAACAGCAGCAGCAGCAGCAGCAGCAGCAGCAGAAGCAGAAGGGCCGUGGCUGCCGCCUCGUUUGAUCCGGUGCCGAGACACCGCAGGUUUGCUGCUGCAGCAGCAGCAGCUGCAGCAGCAAGGCUGGGACAUCAGCAGCAGCAGGGCGCAGCAGGAGCUGCAUGCAGCAGCAGCAGACAGCAGCAGGGGGGCCCUCUGGGGCCCCUUCAUACCCGCCCCCCACCUACACUGGGAGACAGCAGCAGGGGGGCCCUCUGGGGCCCCUUCAUACCCGCCCCCCACCUACACUGGGCACCCACCACCAGCAGCAGCAGCAGCAGCAGCAGCAGCAGCAGCAGCAGCAGCAGCAGCAGCAGCAGCAGAAGCAACUUUAUCUCUUAUCUGCUGCCGCUGA
Molecule: messenger RNA, 750 nt
Organism: Eimeria mitis
Lineage: Eukaryota; Apicomplexa; Conoidasida; Eucoccidiorida; Eimeriidae
Exons: 3
Coding region: 1-750 (249 amino acids)
Source: RefSeq, a predicted model, not a curated record